AUCCGCUCCAGAAUGUCGGGCCGUAUAUCGGGUGCCGCCAAAUGCGGCGACCAGGCCCCGCCUUCUGGGAAUCGCCCUCUCUGGAACUAGCAAAGCGGGCUGGCCAACGGGAACGCCCUUUAUCGCCGAGACGAAGAUGCGAAGCCCCUUUUGCUCGACAAAACGUGCGCUUCUGAGAUUUGCUGCCAGUCCUCGUCUCGUGCACUUUCCUCCCUCGCUCGCUCCCUCCCCUCGCUCCCCUCGCUCGCUCGCCCGCCAUCGCUGCCUUCCUUCCUCUCCCUCUGCCUCUGCCUCUGUCGAUCAUCACCGCCCAUCACCACGUCGUCAAUUUUGCGCAGGGAUACGAAGUGGGCCGCGUGCCAGAGGGAGCAGCAGGUGGGGCGAUCGCGCCGAGUUGUGCGACGAGGAUGGGAGUGAUCUGAGAGGAGAUGAGAUGAGAUGAGAGCAGAGGAGGUCGUGGGGAUGCGGAGUGGGGAGAGUCUGUGAGGGGCUGAGUGAGUGCGUGCGUGCGUGCUCGCGGGUGAUUUUUUUCCAGAGGUGGAGCGAGGAGUUGGUUGAUCUGGGGAUUUUAUUUUUUUUGGCGGGAGUGGUUUGGAGAGGGCGGGCGAUGGAUCGAUGGAUUUUGUGGAUUCAGCGGGUGGAGACGAGGGAGUGAAGCGGGAGAUUGGGAGGGAGGGGAGUGUGAGCUGAUUUUGGGUCGAGAAUUGGUGGCGCGUUGAGGAGGGGAUCGAUUUUCCCAGGGGUGGAAAAGUUGUCGAAAUGGGGAGGAUAAAGCCGCAGGCUUUGUUGCUGCAGAGCAAGAAAAAGAAGGCGCCUGCACGAUUCAGCGUUUUGACUAUUAUGGCGUGCAAUCUCGUGCUCAUUUUGUUCCUGCUGUCCAUGGUCUUCCUUCACAGGCACAACAACAAACAGGUUAGGGAUUCUGAUUCCUUCAAAACACGUCAAACGGGUGACAGUGCGUCAGAGUUCGAGGGUAAAGAAAACGAAGGAGGGAAUCGGGGGAAACUUGCCCGGCGAUUUGGAGCAUCCGAUGGUGAUAGCGUCGGAACAACCUCCAAGUUUGCGAUCCUGAACACAACAAAAGGACAGAUAACUCUAGAACUCUUUGCGAAAGAAGCUCCGAAAACCGUCAUGAACUUUGUCACUCACAGUGAAGCAGGUUAUUAUAACCGUCUGAUAUUUCAUCGAGUUAUCAAAGGAUUCAUGAUCCAAGGUGGAGACCCCAAUGGUGAUGGAACUGGUGGGAAGUCAAUAUGGGGUGACAAAUUUGAGGAUGAAUUUAAUCCAGGCCUAAAACAUGAACCAUUCACAUUGUCCAUGGCAAACGCUGGUCCCAAUUCAAAUGGUUCACAGUUUUUCAUAACUACCGUGGGUACACCUCACUUGGAUAACAAGCAUUCAGUUUUCGGACGUGUUGUUCGCGGACAAGAUGUAGUGCGGGAAAUCGAGGAUUCAGAAACAGACAAUCAAGAUCGGCCAUUAGUACCGGUGGUGAUCAACAAUAUUACGAUAAAGGAUUCUUUGUAGCGAAGCCUCUGUAGUCUUCGCAGAUUGUGAAUGUUGCGCUUGUUCACCAUCGUAAUUGGCUUUUUCACUUGAUUCUGCAAGUUUCGACCAGACUCGUCGCGAGCGUUGACAGCCCGAAGUUGGCAGGAGCUGCUUUCCGCCCCUUGCAAACUCUGCAUUGCAAACGAGGAAUAGAUUGUGUGCACCAAUGCAGUGUGGGCAUUUCCCCGUCUAGUGGUGAUUCUCCGUACAGCUGUUUGUGCAGACUGUACUGGCAUCUCAUCACCCAGGCUGCAUUGCACUGUCAGCAAACAGCAGUAGUAGUUCACGUUUUGUUGCAGGCAGCUUACAGAUUACAGAUUGUUAGGUGUGCCACAUACUUUCGCAGAGAAAGUAAGGGUUUGUAGUGUUGUACCAAGUUUUCAGUAGACCGCUAUUUAUUUAAAGGACACCAUCCGUGAUUUGACCGAUCAUCAGUAGUAGCUUGGUGUCUUGAAUAGUAAUUAAUAAAGUCAUCCUUUUGUG
Molecule: messenger RNA, 2031 nt
Organism: Marchantia polymorpha subsp. ruderalis
Lineage: Eukaryota; Viridiplantae; Streptophyta; Marchantiopsida; Marchantiales; Marchantiaceae
Source: the annotation of a GenBank genome assembly